AUGGCCGGCUCAAAACAUAUUGAAUUAUCCAACUUGGAUGUUUUAACGACAAAUAAAUCUCUGGAAGACCUGCAUGAUCCAUUAGAACAGGGUAUAAAUCAGGAUACUGAUCCUUUGAUAAGCGGAAAUAAAAUAGUUAAAGAUAAUGAUAAUGACACCGUUACUGGGAAGAUACUUGUUAAUUCUGAAGAAAAUGAAAUUGAAAAUGAACAAGAGGAAUUUGUAGAAGUAUGGAAAAGUGUCCAGUGGAAGGGAAAUCAAAUUCAAGUGUAUCCACUAGAUUAUCAACAAUACAGUAUAGUGAAGUGGCAAGUCAUAGCGUGUUUAAUUAUGUUCAUAGUCUUUGGGUUCAAUGACCAAAGUAUGGGUGCUUUGAUCCCCACGUUGGUAGAAGAAUAUAACAUAUCGCAAGUUAAAGCGUCUAAUAUCUUUUUAAUUCAAUUGAUAGGUUACACAUCAGCAUCGUUGUUAAAUGAAAGGAUCCAUUCAAAGUUUGGUAUGAGAGGAGGGAUGCUUAUUGCUGCUUCUAUCUGUAUUAUAUUCUUCGUUAUUCUUUCAUUAAAACCAUCUAGUUUUAUUAUCUAUGCAUUUUCUGUGUUUCCAUUGGGUUUAGCCAUUGGGAUCUUAGAUGCUUCGGGAAAUGUUUUGAUUGGUAAUUUAUUGGUCCAUAAAAAUGAAAUUAUGGGUAUUAUGCAUGCUAUCUAUGGUGCAGCCGCAACCUGUACACCUCCUAUAGUAACCCACUUCGAUAAAUGGGGACAUUGGUCCUUUUUUUUCCUUAUUCCAUUGGCUCUUUCCAUCAUUGGAAUGAUUAUUAUCAUUCCAUCUUUCAAAUAUGAGACUGCCUUAAAAUAUGAUUACAUAUGUAAUACUGAAGACAAUCAAUCUGAGAAUAUUGAUCCUAACAGCAACAAUAAAAAUAAUGAAAAGGAAUCGUUCUUUCAAUUAUUUCAAACGCCUGCAAUUUGUUUAUAUUCCAUCUUCCUGUUUGCAUAUUUAGGUGCAGAAAUUAACACAGGUGCAUGGUUCUUUACAUAUUUACUACAGACAAAAUCAGAAGACAGAAUCAAGAUGGCAUAUAUCUCUUCCUCAUUUUGGAUAGGUCUUACAAGUGGCAGACUAGUGCUAGGGUUUGUUACAAAAAGAGCUUUUGUUAAUGAAUAUAGAGGUGCACGUACAUACUCAUUGUUAACUCUAAUAUUUUAUACCUUGUUUGUGUUUGUUGGGCUGAUCGACAGCACGUCAAACUUAUAUUUUGGAGUCAUGUUUAUUAUCAUGUUUGCAUGUGGGUUCUUUAUUGGCCCACUGUUCCCAUCUGGGAGUAUUGUAGCAUUACGAGUGUUGCCUGCAAGAUUGCAUGUCAGUGGAAUAGGUAUUGCUGUGGCAUUAGGUGGUUGUGGUGGUGCAGCACUGCCUUAUCUAUGUGGGAUACUACUUCAUAUAAUGGGAAUCCAGUACUUCCCUUUCUUAUCUACAAUUUUAGUCGCAUCCUUCACCGUUGUAUGGUUCCUUUAUCCAAGAUAUAUAAAAGAUCAUCCAGAAUACUUGUAA
Molecule: messenger RNA, 1551 nt
Organism: Arxiozyma heterogenica
Lineage: Eukaryota; Fungi; Ascomycota; Saccharomycetes; Saccharomycetales; Saccharomycetaceae
Gene: BSC6
Product: Bsc6p
Exons: 1
Coding region: 1-1551 (516 amino acids)
Biological process (GO): transmembrane transport
Cellular component (GO): membrane
Molecular function (GO): transmembrane transporter activity
Source: RefSeq, a predicted model, not a curated record